Drosophila subpulchrella is the source of this 723-nucleotide messenger RNA. RefSeq lists its product as uncharacterized. NCBI's taxonomy places the organism in Eukaryota, Metazoa, Arthropoda, Insecta, Diptera, Drosophilidae. The coding region runs from base 93 to 413 and encodes 106 amino acids. The transcript has 3 exons. The record is from RefSeq and is a predicted model, not a curated record.
GCCAGAUUCAAACCGAAAAAAUCACACUCACUUUUAUUUUUUGGCCGAGUAACAUAUACUGAAGCAAAUAAGAAAACAAGUAAUAAAACACAAUGAGCGACGAACAAAUUCCGAAUUUUCAGCCUUUGGUGUCCGAGGAAAAUGAUGAAAACUCUGGAAAUAUGACUGUAGAUCGACCAAUGUCACCACCACCGGAAGAAAUUGUGGAGGCUAUAGAAGUGGUUGAAGACUCGCCUUCAUUACCCGAACCAGAAGCUCCGAUAUCCGCGCCUCGAAGGAGCGCGAGAAUCGCUAAUCGUAAUACAACUCGUAAGGAGCUUCAAGACAGCUCAAGCUCAAGCGAACCGAAGACAAAUUCCAGAAAACCCAAAAACAGGAAAGGUGCAGAAACCGAGAUGGGCUCGAUCUGGUAAAUCAAUUAAUUGUGAUUACCUGUUGCAUAUGCGGAAGUUCUCUCAACAGUUUCCCGGUUCGCACAAAAUACUAUACUUGCGCCGAGGUCGAUGGCUCUCAAAAAAGAAUAGUUCCCGAAAAGCUUAACCCUUAUAAAUGUUACAAGAACUAAAUUUACCAAAGGUCGACCUUCGCCAAAAAAGGAGUUGAGUGUUAAAAUAAUUUUGAAAGCAAGGUGUCGAAGAUGGUCUGAAGAAAAUUGUAUGACGCAAUUCAGGGAAAAAAACACAAAAUGACUUGCUACCUAUUACGGAACAUGUUUAAAACCAG